CCAUACGGGUAGACCGCGUCUCAGUUGGUGACGCAAAUUACGUAGAGUCGUUCAAUACUCACAUUAGCGAGCUUUAUCAUUGUUAGGAGGAUAUGUAUUACCGAAUCAGAUAGUUUUAUUCAGGUGUGCUUACUUUAAACAUAUUGGCGUUGGUAUUUACACAUCUACAGUGUGGACGAAAAUGACUGAUGUGACAGAUUCCCUGACCAAAGAGGGCUGGUACCUCAGUGAUGAAGGCAUAGCAGAACUGAAAGGAUCUGCUGAGAAAAUAACUCAGAAUGACAUUAUUCGUAUUGCACUUGAUAGUGACCUCAGGCCUCUUGGGAGAAAAUUUCUACCGCCGGAUAUCAAUAGUGGAAGAACUGAUAAGUUGGAAGGUCCAUGUGUUCUUCAGUUGCAGAAGGUGAGGAACGUCUCAGCUCCUAAAGACCACGAGGAGUCUCAAGGCGCGCCACGAAUGCUGCGUCUACAAAUGACAGAUGGGCAUACCACCUGUGUUGGAUUGGAGUUUAAACACUUGUCUAAGAUCAGUCUUAAUACCCCCCCUGGAACAAAGGUAAAGCUCCUUGGUACAGUCCAGGUUAGAAAUGGUCUUUUGCUGCUCGAUGACUCAAAAAUCUCUGUCCUUGGAGGAGAGGUUUAUCACAUGGUGGAGAAAUGGGAACUACAAAGGAGUCUGGCCAAACACAGCAGGAGUAACAUUGGAGCAGAAGGUGGACCUCCUCCCUUUGUGCCGUUUGGUCAGAAGUGUGAAAGGAAGGAUGAAGUAGACAGCAGAGACCUGGACCAGAGGAAGACCCUCCAGAGUCAAAAUGUGGUCAAAAGUCCUGAAGAGAAUGAUGAGUUUGAAAAGCAGCGGACAGCAGCUAUUGCUGAGGUGGCAAAGACCAAAGAGGGGCCGCGCACGUUUGGUGGUGGAGAAAAUGCAGGCAGUAAUUUAUCCAGUGCUGCUUCCUCUUUCCGGGGCCGAGACUCUUACCAGCAGAGGAGACGAGAAGACUGGAUCGAAAGACCUGAAAGCAGACAAGAUGGAAACUAUCGAGAGCUGGUGGAUGAUCGUGCUCUGAGAGACAUCAUGGAGAUGGGCUUUAACAGGGAGGAUGCUCGGCAGGCGCUAAUGGAUAAUAACAACAACCUUGAAGUGGCACUAAACUGCCUUCUGACUGGAUCUUCUGGGAGCAGACCUAGCCCUGAGCCGGUUGAAUCUAUCAAGCCCCAACCCAGAGCCAGAGGAAGAGGAAGAGGAAGAGGCAGGUCAAGAAAUGAAGAUGAGGAGGAGGGAGCAGGCGGAAGGCCAUCUGGACCAAGCACUCUUUUUGACUUUCUUGAAUCCAAAAUGGGAGUUUUCUCCAUUGAUGAGCCAAAGAGCCAGACACCUCAGAGGUACCAUGAGAGUAAAGCAAAUUUCUCUAACUCAGACUAUUACUCCAAAGACGCAUCUCAGAACAAGUUCUCCUCGCAUAAUGACCAUAGGCAACAAAGGAAUGACAGACCACCUCGCUUCCACAGGGACUUUGAUUUUCCCAAACCUGGCCAAGAGCCCCUCUCUAACUACACACCUUCCCAAACGUCAACUCAAGCCCAGCAGUGGAAGGGCCAGGAGAGAUGGUCACGAGGCACAUCAGACAGAUCGCACAAUGACAGGAGAGAGACGAGAGAUGAGCAGAUUUUUCCUUCAACCUUCUCGAGUACUUUCAUACAUUCAAAAGAACCUCAGCAGCAGGUGGAGUUCGGUGGUUCUUACCACCAACGAUCCAGAAAUGGAGACGGCGGCGGUGGUGGUGGGAACAUGUCUGGACCAUCUCACAGAAGAGGAUUUAGAGACAACGUACCCACAUCUAAACUCUCUGAUCCUGCAGGCAGUGAGCCCGAUGGAAGAGGAAAUAGUAAAAGUACAGACAGAAUUGAAGAACCCAGCAACAGCAGGAGGAAGGGCAAGACUGACCGGCCAAACUCAGACCACCUUGACCGACAAAGGGACAGCGGGACGCCAAACUUUAACCUGAGGGGAGGAAGCUCAGGGUCAUCCCAAGAAGUGGGGUUAUCGCGGGAUUCUCGAAUCACAACAGGGGAGCCUUCUCAUUUCCAAAAUGGAGAUAUGGAACACAAAAGAACUGGGCCAAUCAAGCCAACAACUGUACCGUGUCCACCCAACAGGGACCCACCCCCAAAGAAAAACACUUCUAAUAACCCAGGACCUAAAAGAAGGCUAGGACAAGGCAAAGGGCAUGUCCAAGCUCGUGGACCAGAGAAAAGUCAUUUUGUGGAACAGGCUUGGAAACCUGGAGACCAGUGCCUGGCACUGUACUGGGAGGAUGGCAAGUUCUACCAUGCCAGAAUAGAUGCUGUGCAUCCAUCAGGCUCCACGGCUGUGGUUGUGUUUAGUGAUUAUGGAAACUGUGAAGAGAUCCUGCUGCAUAACAUCAGACCUCUUUCUGCUGAUAUAUUGUAACAUCACAACCAUAUCAAAUGUCCAAUGGCAGGAGGAAGAUGAUGGUUACUACGACAGUUCACUAGAGUUUCGCCGUGGGGGAGAUGGACAGCCUCGACCCACAAGACCCACACAGCAGUAUUACCAGCCGCCUAGGGCACGAGAUUGAUGUGUCUGCGUUUACACUGGCAGGUAAAUAAUUAUGGAAUUGUGGUUAUUUUCCAUUGCUAAUUAAACAUCAAACAUUGUGUGUACAUGUUCCUAUUUUUAUACGGAGACUUUUUAUUCAUAUCUUUCCUUCGGUGUGGUGGGAGUCUUGAAUUAUAUAAUAAACGUGAAAGUAUGGACUGUACAAAAGUAAUUUGUAGGCAUUUCUGUAACCUUGCCUGUUGCAUAAUUACCUGUGUAUAUAAUGUAUAAUAGAAACUAUUGCCAACCACAGCUAAACAAACUGGUUUGCUCUCAUUUCUAUGUAGAAGUUGAUUGUAUACAAUUGUAUCAUUUUAAUUUUUCCUGCUUCUGUUCCAAUGUAUUCUGUAAAAACUAUUUCACAACAUCUGCAGCAGUUGUGAUCUUAAAAAAUGCACAAAGUGCAAACCUGGUUUUGUAAAUUUAUUUAAUAAUUUUCUUUUUCUUCACCCAUUUGUGUGCUUGUCCCACAUCCUUCCAUGACAGAGAUUAUGUCACUUUCUGCAACAAUCCAGAGUGCUUCCUGAAUUUUUUAAUUGUCCACAUCUCAAGGACAUACAGAACUUUUCAAAGGGCUUAGAUAAAAUGCAAAAAUUAAAGAAACUGACAUGAGCACCUGUUGAUUUUUGUUAAGGACAUAUCUACUGUAUAUGUUGUAAAGAUUUGUGAAAUGGAUGCAUUAAAAUAAACAAUGAUUAUAGUAUGUAACGGAUCUGUUAUUUUAAUGUAUUUUUUAUUAUUAG
Molecule: messenger RNA, 3363 nt
Organism: Cottoperca gobio
Lineage: Eukaryota; Metazoa; Chordata; Actinopteri; Perciformes; Bovichtidae
Gene: tdrd3
Product: tudor domain containing 3
Exons: 13
Coding region: 182-2452 (756 amino acids)
Biological process (GO): mRNA processing
Cellular component (GO): cytoplasm; nucleus
Molecular function (GO): RNA binding; protein binding
Source: RefSeq, a predicted model, not a curated record